Neospora caninum is the source of this 405-nucleotide messenger RNA. RefSeq lists its product as hypothetical. Bases 1 to 405 code for a protein of 134 amino acids. The transcript has a single exon. NCBI's taxonomy places the organism in Eukaryota, Apicomplexa, Conoidasida, Eucoccidiorida, Sarcocystidae. The record is from RefSeq and is a predicted model, not a curated record.
AUGCUAAUCGAACUCGCCGGCGCCGGGACCUGUUGUCUUCUGACCUCGCUGCUGGGUGUGGGGGCAGCGAAGACUAUCGCAUGGGGGACCGCCGCCACGUUGCCGUGUCUCACGAGUGCUGGGCCUGUCGCGACCGCAGCUUCUGCAGCGAUAAGCGCUCCGAGCGCUUCAGCUCUUGGUGGCAGCGCUGCCACACUUGCUGCAGGGGCAGCUACAAUUCCAAGCGCAGUGUCAUGGCUGGCCAAAGUCCUCGGGAUUUCUCUUGCGGCCGGCGGCACGGCUGGAGCGUCUGCAACCGCAGCCAAGAUCGCAGGCGGGACUAAAGCCGCUGGUCUUCUUGGAGCUGCCACCACCACUGGCGGCUCCGGGGUGCCUCUAAUGCCUGGUCUACCGUUCGUAGGUUAA